CUGGUAUCGACUGCGUUCACAAGCUAUAUCAUCAGCACGGUGACGAAGAUGUCGACGGCGACAGUGACUGUCGGCGGGCCCUCGCCGACCACGUACACGACGCUUGCGCCCAUCACGACCACAUUCACGGCUACUGGACCGACGCCGACACUGCCCAUGCCGACUGGAACGGUGCCUGAGCCCACAGUCAUUGAGGGCGGCACCGGCACAGUCAGCGGGGUCACAAUCAUCGGCGAGAUCUAUAACCUGUGGAUGUACAUUCUGUGCCCGUCGCGCAACUGCACGCCGGACCGCGAGUGGCUGACGUUCAUCCCGAGCGUGGUCGCUGGCUGGGUCAUCGGCUCAAUCGCGCUGCUGCUUGGUCUCGGACUUCUCGCUCUGACGUUUAUGUGCGGCCUGCUCGAGUUCUUCUUUGGGUUUUUGGCGAUGGUUCUGGUAGCGAUAUGCCUGUUCCUGCGUGCUGCGCUAAAGCACACGUCCAUGGACAGGUUUGCCAUGUACAAGGUCUCGAUCUGGUUCAACUACUUUGCAGCCGCGUUAUUGGCGCUGCUGGUGGUGCACCUGAUCUUCCGGCUCAUUGUGCACUUGGACAACACACUGUGCGGCACCAUCCGCUCGGUAGUUAUGUUCUUCUACGUCUGCGCUUUGGCUCUGUUUGCGCUUCUGGUGGCUGCAGUCGUUCUCAUGUUCGACCUGCACUCGUCUGACAAGUUGUCGCACGGAAUCCACUGCUUGCAGGCGUUUGUCAUAAUCGUUCUGAUCCUGAGCGUCAUCCUGCUGGCAACUACUGGCUGGGCGACGAACUCUGGACGUGAAUGGCCACCACAUGACGCACAUUCUGAUCGUCGCGCUGCGCGCCAUAGCGAGGUGCUGUGGUACAUCUUCAACAUUGUGCCGCUGCUGCUGAUUGCGAUCGUGCUGUUGGCGCUCAAUGCACCGAAGAUGUUCACGUUCUAUUACUGCGAGGUCACACCGUGCCCGGCCCGCGACCCGCAUCUGGCGUAUAAUGCGCAGAUGCCCGUCCAGCCGAGUCCGCAUGCUGGCCAAGUCCACCACCACCACCAUCACCACCAGGGCAACAUGGAGGACAAUGUCCAGAAGUUCUACAUGUAAACUUUAUACGGGUGUUGACGCCAGACUCCUUGACACAUCUUUCGCUUAUCGUUACCUUAUUUUUAUUC
This is a messenger RNA of Linderina pennispora, 1181 nucleotides long. RefSeq lists its product as uncharacterized. The coding region runs from base 49 to 1113 and encodes 354 amino acids. Lineage: Eukaryota; Fungi; Kickxellomycota; Kickxellomycetes; Kickxellales; Kickxellaceae. The transcript has 2 exons. The record is from RefSeq and is a predicted model, not a curated record.